Molecule: messenger RNA, 2083 nt
Organism: Ectocarpus sp. CCAP 1310/34
Lineage: Eukaryota; Phaeophyceae; Ectocarpales; Ectocarpaceae
Source: the annotation of a GenBank genome assembly
AUGGUUACACCCACGAAUCGCGAUUCCGCAGCUGCGGAGUGCACUUGGAAGGCGGCCCUAUAACACAAACAGUGGUGGUGGCAAAGGAGAAAGACCGAGAAGGAGGUUCAGACACCCAAACCCACUGACCACUUGAACUGUUGACCCCUCAAAGUGCCUACACACACUUGCGGUGUGCUCCUCAUGACCAGAUUUCGCCUUCUUACUAUAAACCUCUCGGGGUUCCCAUUCCCCUGGUUUCGGGAUCGAGAUCCAUUCAUCCCCGUACAAGGGUUCUCCGACGUGGUUCCUUCUGAGUUGCGCUCAGCCGGUGGCACCGUUCUUUCAAUGCUUUUGUGGUCACUUGCAAAGUACCGUGCGGAAAGAGAUCCUGACGCGACACACCCAAUUAAACCAGCUACCAUAGUUUGAUUUCCAACGCCCCUGGCGCCUCCCGAACGGCCCGGUGGGAACAUAAAACCCGGUGACUUUUUCAAAGCGUUAAACAGCACGUCUCGAGCUGGCAUUCGGUAUUCGGCAAAUCCUCAUGCCGUGAAUCACGUUGUGGCCGAAACGCGUUCUCAAGGAGAGCCACUGACGUUUGCUGGCCUCUCAAGACAUUGACAACCGCGACGCGACAAGGGGUACACCAGCGGCUGUUCUCCCAUUUUGGCGACGUAGCCUCAUGAAUUUCUGGCGUGUCUGAGCUAAACGUUCAACGCCAUCAACCAGGAGAAUACGGCUGUCUCCUCGAUUCCUCUCAACGUUUCUUCGAUAGUCCGCGGGUAAGGGUUGGAGGGGGUUGAACCUGUUGCAUUUUCCACAUCAAGCCCUACAUUCUUUCCAAGCAGUUUAAGGUGUGCUUUCCUCUGCGGUUCCGGCAGAUUGGUUCUGAGGCCUGCUUGGUUCAGUCGCGCUGCGCCUUCUCCAUCGCAGAAAUAUCACCUUGUGCUCGGGAUUUUGAGGCUGGGCAUACGCCUACACGUACGGAAUCACAGAUGCUGGAUAAACAUGCAAGAGCGCGACCAAUCGACGUGUGGUCUGACUGAAUGCCCGCUUGAUAACUCCACUCACGGAAAGACGGCACACAAUAAAAAACUUCGGGCGUCUAAACGACGGAGGUAGUACAUGUGCCCAUGUUUUCCAACAGGAAAUCGCCAAUCCGAGUACGUCAGAGCCCAAACACGGUUGAACAGUUAGAUCAACACGCAGCCGUUGGACGCCGGACACCUGCGGCCUUCCAACGCCACCGAUAUGAAGCCCCUCCAAGAAUGACCUCUUGCGCUUGCCCAAAGGCCCAUGCAAGUUUCCUUUUCCUCGUUUUCUUCUCGGCUGUUUUUCUUAGCGAACAGGUCCGACGGCUGCUUGAAAUCGAAAUAACGCUCCCUUAGACAGAUGUACCCGGGGACGACAAGCAGAGCAAAACGGCAAGCUGUUCUGACAGCGCAUUUCCGUCCGACACCUAGGUAGGUUCUUCCUCACGCCUGCCGGGCUGAGUGACCGUUCGUGUUUUGCAUCCAGAGGAGAUACAACUGUGCUGGCGAGUUUGUGGCAAAGGGUACUGAAUCACAAAUGCGGAUACACGAGCACGAGUGUGCGAUGAAUCGUCGUUUGCUUUGCCCGAACGCCCGCUCGACAAUACCGCCCGCGAAGGAGGGUGGGCAUGAACAGGCUUGGGGCAUACAAACGACGGAGGUAGACUAGUACAUGUACCAAUACACGGACGGACUUACGUUGUCGACCGAAGACCUUUGCAAGUAGCAAACGAUAGUCAGUCGCAGAUGAAGCAAGUCUUCACCGCCGUACCAGUUGUGUAACCGUAACCCGUUGUGUUUCGGGGUCAAAGAAAGUCAUGCAACUCGUUGCUGUCAACAAGUUCGGAUAGUGCAAUACGUAGUGCUUGUGGUUCCCACAUUUUCCAGAUCCGUGUGUUGGAGCAGUGCUCGCCCGAGGGCGCGCAAGUGAUGGUUAAUGCAAAAUAUGACAGAAUGCCUUGACGGUUGAGUGUUAGAGAUUGCAUAUCCGAGGGACGGUCAGAGCCCGGUCUGUCGCUCCAACGACGUGCACAAGCAUAGAAGCUCAAGCCAGAGAUGCAGGCAUGUCG